Messenger RNA from Blastocystis hominis, 1024 nucleotides. RefSeq lists its product as hypothetical. The record is from RefSeq and is a predicted model, not a curated record. Gene Ontology annotation, cellular component: condensed nuclear chromosome; nucleus. Gene Ontology annotation, molecular function: ATP-dependent DNA damage sensor activity; ATP hydrolysis activity; double-stranded DNA binding. NCBI's taxonomy places the organism in Eukaryota, Bigyra, Opalinata, Blastocystidae. Gene Ontology annotation, biological process: chromosome organization involved in meiotic cell cycle; reciprocal meiotic recombination; DNA recombinase assembly. The transcript has 5 exons. Bases 23 to 1024 code for a protein of 333 amino acids.
GUACAAAGCAAUCGAAUAGAAAAUGCAAGAACAAAUGCAGGAUAUGUCUAUUGAGGACCGAACAAACGGACCGUUACCUCUAGAUAAACUAGAAGGAGCAGGAAUCAAUGCUAGUGAUAUAAAGAAGCUUCAGGAAGGAGGAUAUUACACAGUUGAAUCAGUAGCAAUGACCACGAUGAAGAAAUUAAUAGAAGUGAAGGGAAUUAGUGAAGCAAAAGCUAUCAAGAUUCAACAAGCUGCUACCAAGUUGGUUCCUAUGGGUUUUACAUCUGCGACAGAAUAUAGUAAAGUGCGAGAAGACAUAAUUCACAUUUCUACAGGUUGUAAAGAAUUGGAUGCAAUUCUUGGCGGAGGAAUGGAAACAGGUUCGUUGACCGAACUGUAUGGAGAGUUUCGAACAGGCAAAACGCAGCUCUGUCACACACUUUGUGUAAUCUGUCAACUUCCUGUGGAACAAGGCGGAGGCGAAGGAAAGGCGCUCUAUAUCGAUACAGAAGGCACAUUCCGACCGGAACGACUUGCCCAAAUCAGUCAACGUUUUGGUCUAGAUCCAAACGAUGUGAUGGAUAAUGUGGCUUAUGCCCGAGCAUACAACAGUGAGCAUCAAAUGCAAUUAUUGAUGCAAGCGGGAGCACUGAUGUCGGAGAGUCGAUUUGCUUUGGUGAUAGUGGAUUCAGCAACAGCCUUGUUUCGUACGGAUUAUACAGGCAGAGGCGAAUUAUCAACACGUCAACAAAACUUGGCUCAAUUUCUUCGUGGUUUACAAAAACUGGCAGAUGAAUUUGGAGUAGCGGUGGUAGUAACAAAUCAAGUGGUGGCGAAUCCGGAUACUGGAGUGUUCGCGAAGGAUCCAUUGAAGCCGAUCGGAGGAAACAUAAUGGCUCAUGCGAGUACAACGAGAUUGCGAUUGAAGAAAGGGCGUGGAACAACCCGAAUUUGUAAAGUGGUGGAUUCUCCCUGUUUACCUGAAGGAGAAGCUUCAUUUGGAAUCAGUGAACAAGGAGUGGUGGAAGCCACGGAAUAG